AUGUCUAUUUCUAGCGGGCAAUACACACAAACAUAUAAGAGCAACAAUGAUCAAAUUAAGUAUAAAAGGUUCCUGCUCUAAAACCGGGCCCGGAUGAGGUUUUGAUCAACAUCAAAUAUACUAGAGGUGAGUUGUGGGAUCUGAUUUGGUUUGAUAGUUGGCUCCCGUUAUUAAUUUAUACCGAUCUUCAGGUAAAAGCUGCUGCUAGAUUGCGGUAAUGGGAAGUUAUUAACAAUAAGUAGGCAUUAAAGGAUGACUGGCCUUUGCGCACUAAACAAAAUCUGAUUGGCGGUCACUAAGGUAUGAUCUAUUAGUUAGGCUAAAGAGUGUACAUUUCUGACUGUCUUCAAGGUGCUGGUGUUGUCCUUACUGUUUGCGAACUGGUUGAGGACAUCAAAGUAGACGACCAUGUGGGCACCGAGUGGCUCAACAGGAGUUGCGGCCACUGCGAAUUUUAUAAGUUUGUUCCAGUUAAUCUUUAUACGACCCUUACUAAUGUGAAAUAGGUGUAACUGGAUACGAGCGCUUGUGCGAGAAUCCUCUACUGGAACUUUCUGGCAAUUUGCGAUUGGCAAGGCUGUGCAUGUCCCUACAAGUCCUAAAGGAGCUCCGUUGGAUGCGAUUGCACCUAUUCUCUAUGUAGGAAUCACUGUUUGUACCUGAUGACUACCUAUUGUCCCUAUCAAACUAACUCUAGUAGGUUUAUAAAGCCCUUAAAUAAUCUGACGCGUGGACAGGCCAAACUAUAGCCAUCAUUGUGCCGAUGGUCAUCUCCGCACUCUCGCUGUAAUCAUUCUAGGAUCACUCCCCUAUACUGGAGCUAAUUGAAGGAUUUUAGGUGCAAUAAGCCAAAGCAAUUGAUUUCCGUGUUAUAGCCAUCGAUACUAGGAGCGAAAAGCAAGAAGUGUGUCACAGCAAACUCGAUGGUGAGGAAUUUUUGGAUCUUGCGAAAGGCAAUGUGGUGGCGAAUGUCAACUUUGUAACCGGGGGCCCAGGGGCCCAGGCUGUGAUCCUUCUCGCUGUGAGCGAGAAACUUUUCCAACAAUCCGCAGAGGUAAAUCUACUCUAGAACUACUCCGUCUUAAAAAAAAGGAUUAAACAAUUAAUGCCUGGGGUGAAUAAUAGCAUGCACAUCUUGUAGAACCGUAGUCUACGUACUAGUAGGUCUCCCCUGAAAGCCCGCAUUUCUGUCGAAGUAUUCUCGACCAUCAUCCGAAUGAUUAACAUCAAGGGAUCCUACAUCGGCAACCUCUUCAACACCCAAGAAGCAAUCAAUCUCUUCAGUCUCAUCCAAGUCUCCUUCAAAGUUGGAGAGCUCUCUGAGCUCACUCAAAUGAUCCAACUCCUGGAGGAAGGCAAAAUUACUAGACGCUAUGUUUUUGAUACAAGCAUAAGCCCAAUCAACCAUAUUCUCGGCUGAUUUUCUGAUCUAACAUCUCUGUUCAUGUAGAAAUAAUUGACUAAAAAAAUGAGCUUUCCUGUGCAAGCACCACAUUGCUUUAGGUAUUAGGCGGGGUCUGGUUUGAGGGCGUUGUUGACGGUAUCUGCUGUUUUCGUGGGUUGUUCGAAAUUCCAUAAGUUAUAAUUUUUGAGUGUGGUUCACCGCCAGUCGAUC
Tuber aestivum (summer truffle) is the source of this 1615-nucleotide messenger RNA. The record is from the annotation of a GenBank genome assembly. Lineage: Eukaryota; Fungi; Ascomycota; Pezizomycetes; Pezizales; Tuberaceae.